CCUGCACGUGGAGCCCAUCGGAGGACUCCGCUGGGCUGCGCUGCCUCCAGCUCCGCUUUGUGCAUUGGCUGAAGUUCCUUUAAGUAGCCUUUGGUAACCUUUGGGGGGAGCAGCUCCUUGCCGCUUGCACUGGGUGAGCGCUGUUGCAAUGUCAGCAGCCAAGCUAAGAUGGCUUUUAUGGUUGUCCGAUCCUUCCACAUAUAUGUUUCAAAUAUACAAGCGUGCAGACAAUUGCUAACUGGAAGCAGAGCCUUCCACCAUUUCUAUCAGAAAAUGACAGUCAGCUAUUUGGACCCUUCUAUAUUGGAAAAACGAAGAGGGUUCCCAUGCACUUCUCGUAGAAACUACCAUGUGAAACUAAAAAAUCAUACUAACCCUGUUGUGGAAACAGUGCAACAUCUUGGAGAGGCCAAUAACGAUUUAAAAUCUAAUAGCAAGACAGUAGGGGAACAGAUAAUUUUGAAGGAAUUGAACCAGUGGUCUUCAUACGACGAUAUUUUCAAAUUUGUGAGUUCGUUGGAAAGUUUAUCUGACACCAUGGUAGCAGCUAUCUUUCAGCGAUUGGGUGAAGUCCAGCUACAGGACAGCUUAAUGAAAAGUCCCGAGUUGCUGAUGGAAAAUGAUAUGUUCAAAUCACUUUGCUUGCAGUUGGAAAAAGAUUCCACACAUAUAUCUGACUCUGCUCUUGUAAAUUCUCUAAAUGCUUUGGCAAAGUUGCAUGUGGAUCCCUGCAGUUCCUUGAUGGUUUCCUUGGUGUCAGAGAGCCAGCAACGUCUUGAUAAGGGACAAAUGACUAUUAAAAAUUUGUGUAUUCUUGGAGAAGGUUUAUUUAAUCUUGGAGGACCAGAACAUGCUAUGCUGGAACAAAUUAUGAAUCAAAUUCAGAGUACAAAUGUUGAGGACUGGAAGAUUGAAGAAAUGAUCCUAGUUUACAGAACUCUGCAGCUGUAUGCAGAUAGGAAAACGAACAUGUUCCAGAACCUGUUAAGCAAAAUGAACAGUUUUGCAGAGACGGAAGGUUGCCAGUUCACUCCCAAACAGACAAGUACAGUGUUAAGUGCUCUGGUUGUUUUAGAUGAAACCCAGGUUAAUAACCUGAUCAUAAAACUUUGUAAGCAUGCAUCAUGUUAUAUCCCAUACUUUACAGAUGAUGAAAUGAUAAAUGUGCUGGAAGCAUUCAUUCAUUUCAGAUGCUCUGACCAGUGUUUCACAGAGGCCCUAGAAAGACAUGUUACUAAAUUUGGCUUUGUGAUGCAUCCCAACACAAUUUCCAAAAUCAUGCAGUACUGCAGUACGCUAUGCAUUCUUUCCAAACCCAUAUUCAACGCAGUGGCAGAAACCUUUGUCUACAGUGCUGAUAAUUUCACCGUUCCUCACAUUGUUGAGCAGGUUGUUCCAUUUGGGAAGCUCAACUAUUUGCCGCCAUCUGCUCCAUCUUUUUUCCGGCAGGUUGAAAGGUUCGUUAGCAUGCGAAUUUCUGAGUUUGAACCUCAUGAACUUCUGAACCUUCUUCAUUCCUGCAUUCUCAUUCAAUGCUACCCGCUAAAUUUUAUGGAAAAACUGUUCAGCCCCUUCUUUCUGCAGGAAUUGCAAGCUAAAAGUCCAAGACCGAAGAUUUUUUCUCAGUUGAGUCAGCUGAUUUUAACAAUUCAACUGGAGUGUCCAUACUAUAAGAAGCCCUGGCUUCCGCUAGACUACCAAGUCAAGUCCUUUUACACUAGAUGUCAGUCAUUAGAAUCCAAGGUUGAUCUUCAUCUUUUCAACAGAGUGAAGGCUGGCAUGAUUGACCUCUUAGGGAGCCAAAAAUAUUUUGUCUAUAAUGUUCUGACACCAUAUCACUACACAAUAGAUAUUGAGAUUAAGCUCAAUGAAGAAGGAUUUGUACUCCCAGUCAACGCACAUGAUGAGAUAUACGAAAGAAUAGCUCUCUGCAUUGAUGACGAAAAGAGAUUUUGUGCUAAUAGUCACAAUCUUCUUGGGAGAGAAUCCAUUAAGCAAAGGCAUCUGAAGCUCAUUGGCUAUGUCGUUGUACAGAUCCCAUUUUUUGAGUUUAACACACUGGACAACAAAAAUGAUGUAGUGGAAUACCUACACAAGAAAGUUUUUCCUAACUUUUAUAGCUUCCAUGAAAAUAAAGCUGAAGCCAAAUAAGUGCAUAUGAAGGCUAUUGUUGAUUUUGUGUUUGAGAAAUUAAGAUUUAAAUAAACCCUGUGUUUUAUCCAA
Thamnophis elegans (Western terrestrial garter snake) is the source of this 2223-nucleotide messenger RNA. RefSeq names its product FAST kinase domains 3 (gene FASTKD3). Gene Ontology annotation, cellular component: ribonucleoprotein granule; mitochondrial matrix. Bases 169 to 2151 code for a protein of 660 amino acids. The transcript is spliced from 7 exons. Gene Ontology annotation, molecular function: RNA binding. Lineage: Eukaryota; Metazoa; Chordata; Lepidosauria; Squamata; Natricidae. The record is from RefSeq and is a predicted model, not a curated record. Gene Ontology annotation, biological process: mitochondrial RNA processing; regulation of mitochondrial mRNA stability.